Molecule: messenger RNA, 1545 nt
Organism: Hyaloperonospora brassicae
Lineage: Eukaryota; Oomycota; Peronosporomycetes; Peronosporales; Peronosporaceae
Source: the annotation of a GenBank genome assembly
AUGUACGGCUCCACGACGGACGCCUCGUCACUGCCUGAUGUAUCCCAGCAAGAUACACACGCCGACGUCGAGGCCCUGCGCGCCAGUUUUGCGACAGGUGCUACGAAAGACGUGGGGACACGCCUAACGCUGCUUAGAGCGCUGCAGCGUCUCGUCAACGAAAACGAAGCUAUCCUGAAUGAGGCCGUGUGGAAAGAUUUACACAAACAUCCGAUGGAGUUUCUCGUCACGGAAGUGUCGUUGCUUAAGUGCGAAAUCCAGGAUUUUAUCGAUUAUGUCAGCGAUUGGGCCCAGCCCAAAGUCAAAAUGACCAAUAUCGUGAACCUCCCAGGUCUGUCGUACGUCCGACCUGAACCGCUCGGUGUCGUGUGUAUCAUAGGUACAUGGAACUACCCAAUCAAUUUGCUGCUCAUGCCGUUGGUCGCAGCUGUGGGUGCCGGAAACUGUGCGCUCGUACGACUGCCUGGAGAUGACACGACGCGGCACGUGAACAACGUCUUGUUGAAGCUAUUCGACAAGUACAUGGACAAACGCUACGUACGCGUGGUGUACGGGGGUGUCAAUGAGACUAAAGCCAUGCUGCAAGAACAGUUCGACCUCAUCUUUGCUACCGGUGGCACUUUUUUGGGCAAAAUUGUAGCCCAAGCCGCGGCGCAGCACUUGACACCGACGGUGUUGGAGCUCGGAGGCAAGUCACCGUGUAUUGUUGAUAGCACAGCUGAUUUAAAGCUGGCUGCCCGACGCAUUGCAUGGGGAGCGUUUUUGAACGCUGGGCAAACUUGUGUUCGUCCAGAUUAUCUGCUUGUGGACGCAAAUGUAGGAGAUCAGCUCGUUCGGCUACUACAAGAGGAAAUAGUGGCCCAGUUUGGCAGCGGCAACGUGCAGAUGUCGGAAAGUUAUGGUCGUGUGGUCAACCAACGCUCGUUUGAUCGUAUAGCACGUAUCCUGGGAAAAGACCGCGAGCAUGUGACAUUCGGUGGGGAGGUCGACGAAAAGGAGCGCUUUAUCUCACCGACGCUGUUGAAUUUCCGCACGGAUCGCAGCUCCUUUGUGUCAAGUGCUUCGAUGGGCGAAGAAAUAUUCGGCCCCCUGCUGCCGAUCUAUUACUACUCCACUGGUAAUUUCGAUGACCCCAUUGACUUCAUUACUGACCGAAACAAACCACUUGCGCUCUAUCACUUCAGCUCCGACAGGAAGAUGAAGGAGCGUGUGGUGAAUGAAACGUCGGCCGGCAGCAUGGUCGUAAAUGACGUCAUGAUGCAGCUCGCAAACGCUAACGUUCCUUUUGGUGGUGUGGGCGGCUCAGGCAUGGGUGCUUAUCACGGCCACUACGGUUUUGAGGCCUUUUCACACUACAAGACAAUUCUAUACAAGAAUGGUCUGCUGGAUCUUCCGCAGCGCUACCCACCCUACACACCGGCAAAGAAGCGUAUUCUCAGCAUCAUGAUGUACCCGUUUACCCGAUUCCAGAUGCGUUUGUUGAAAACGCUUGGCUUCGCCAUGGUACUUGCCAUUGUCGCGAUCACUGUCAACUGCUUCGUCUAA